AUUGGUUCACCCAUUUCACAAAAGAUUAUUUUUAAAGUAGGCUCCCGUUACAUCCACUUCAGCAACGGCCAUACGACUAGAAAAAAGCUUCUCAAAAUUUGAAUUUAUAACCUGCUCAACGGACAAACUUCAAUCAAUCCUAUCUCUCCAAAUUCAUCUCUACCAUGAAAGUCAUGAAAACCCUAAAAACCCUCAAGUUCUGGUCCAGAAAGAAGAAAAAGAAAAAGAUCACCAAUCUCCACCACCAAUCUCCGCCACCAUGCUGCUGCUGCCACCACCCAGUUCAGCCUUCAGCUCCGCCCUUACCCACCUGGAUAGAUUACGAGGAGCAGACCUACAAUCAACAUCUCUUGGAAUAUGAGGUUAACUUCUCUGAAUUUUCAGGAUUGCCAGUUUCAUAUCAAGCUCACAUUGAUCCACAAGAAGAUAGCAUCGGCAAUGUUCCACCUGAACCUGUGAAUCCACCAUUGUCAUCAGAAUCUAGUGGUGGUGGAAUCGGUUGUUCUUAUCAGCAGUACUUGGUUGAGAAUCCGGUUAAUGGAGUUCCUGUGUUGCAAUCGAGAAAAACAGAGAGAUCUGCUGGUGGCGUUGGAUGUGUGUUUAAUAUUGGUGCACAUCUGUUCAGGUGCUUCUUCCCAUGUUUUCGGAUUAGAGAUGUUUAAAUUAUGCAUUUAUUCAUAGAGGUGGGUGGUUACAUAAGCUUUUUUGGAUCACUAUUUCAAAAAAAUAAGUCUUUUAUUAUUAUUAUUAUUAUUAUUAUUAUAAAGGUUGUGUUAUAGA
Molecule: messenger RNA, 780 nt
Organism: Lactuca sativa (garden lettuce)
Lineage: Eukaryota; Viridiplantae; Streptophyta; Magnoliopsida; Asterales; Asteraceae
Source: RefSeq, a predicted model, not a curated record